AUUACAUAUAGUAAUAUUGGUGAUGUUCAUCGUUUAAUGGGUGAUUGUGAGAUGGCAAUUUCAUUUCAUCGAAAAGCAUUAAAUAUUCAAGAAAAUGUUCAAUGUGAUCCUACAGAUUGUGCAACGACAUAUAUAAAUUUAGGUGAAACAUAUCGUCAAAUGAAAGAUUAUACAAGGGCAUUGACAUAUUAUCAAAAAGGAUUAGAAAUACGUGAAAAGAAACUACCAAAAAAUCAUCCUGAUUUAGCUGUUGUAUAUCACAAUUUGUCAAAAUUAUAUUUAUCUACUCGACAAUAUAAUAUGGCAAUGAAAAAUGUUCAACAAGCCGUAGAAAUUGCUGAAGAAAAAUUACCUUCAAAUCAUCCUCAUAUUUUGGAAUAUAAAGAAACAUUUGAAAAAAUUCGAAAGAAAAUGUAA
Messenger RNA from Rotaria sp. Silwood1, 417 nucleotides. Lineage: Eukaryota; Metazoa; Rotifera; Eurotatoria; Philodinida; Philodinidae. The record is from the annotation of a GenBank genome assembly.